Daktulosphaira vitifoliae (grape phylloxera) is the source of this 4167-nucleotide messenger RNA. RefSeq names its product condensin-2 complex subunit G2-like. Gene Ontology annotation, biological process: mitotic sister chromatid segregation. The transcript is spliced from 19 exons. The record is from RefSeq and is a predicted model, not a curated record. Gene Ontology annotation, cellular component: nucleus; condensin complex. The coding region runs from base 291 to 3938 and encodes 1215 amino acids. Lineage: Eukaryota; Metazoa; Arthropoda; Insecta; Hemiptera; Phylloxeridae.
AACAAUCUUGUUGUAUGAAAAUGGCGGUUAAAUAAUGAAAACAUUAGGCAAUUAUAUUAUAUUUAGAGAGAUUUUAUUGAUUUGCAAUAUUUUAACUUGAAAUAUAAAAGUAAAUUUUUGGCCAUAAAAAAAUUAAAUUAUGAAAAAUUCAAACCCUUUGUACCAUUUUUAGUUAAUUAAUUGACGAACUUAUUUAAUUUAAUUUUAAACGAAUUUUAGUUAAAACAUUUUUAAGUUGUAUUUUGUAUGUUCAUAUAUUGCAAUACAAGACAUUAUUAUUAUUAAUCAACAUGAGUAUAAAAACAUUUAAAACGAUCAAGUCACAAUUACCAGAUUGCAAUAAAUUACCUGAAUUAUCAAGAAAAAUUUUAGAAACCGUGAAUGAUUCGUUAAAUGAUUUAAAUGAAGAUGAAAUAAAAGAAUUGUGGACUUUAUUAAAUAAUUUCCUUCAAGAAACAUCAGCAUCAAAUGAUAAAGAUCUAUUGAAUUCUUACCAACUUAUUCUAAACAUAGCUAAACAUGCUAUAGAUAUUGCAGAAGACAUCGAUAGUAUUUACAAAAAUAAGGACUUUUUAAAAACAAUACUUAUUUUUCAAAGUUUUUACUCUAAAAAUUAUAAGCAAAAGUUCAAAAUAGAAAUAGUGAAAAUGUGUUUAAAUUUUUGGAAGUUAUCAACUUCAUAUAUGCAAAAUGGCACUGAAAUACCAAGUUGUGAUUCUUUGGAUUUUGAAAAUGUAAUGACAAAAUAUUUUGUAUUAACUUUUAAAUAUUUAUUUGAUGCUAUCAUGGCAACAAAUACAAAAACUGAUAUGAAAUCAUUGUCAUCUUUGCUAUGGGAGUUUUGUAAAGUUGUGUCUUCUUUAUCCACUAACAAUCAAAUUUUAUAUAUUAUUGUAAUUAACUUGGAAAAUAUGAUGAGGAAUACAUUAUUACUGGAAACCGAAACUGGUAGAUUAAUAUUUGCUGAUAUAUUUACAAUUAAUGUUCAGUUAUUUCAGAGAUAUCAUCAAUCAAUUAAACAAAAUUUACCUCUAGCAAAAAAAUUGGAAGCAGAAGCUUAUGGAGAAAUAUAUUUUAUGGCUUGGAUAAAUUCAAAUCCUUCAAUGAAAGAAAUUAUUGAACAACAAGGAAUGUUUGAUUUAAUAUCUAAUACACUUACUUUAAAACGUGUUGGUAAAACAUUCCGGACUUAUCGUAAUGCUUUAUUAUUUCUAAAAAGUAUGCAAAGUCAUAGAAAACAUUUAUUAUUUAGUAAAGUUAUUACUAAACUGUACGCUCCUAUACUUUGGCGACAACUAAAGAGUGAAUUUAAUGUAGUGAAAUGCAAUGCUACUGAAGUAUUAGCUAUAGCUUAUCCUUUGGAAAAAAGAGGCGAAGGUCGAGAAAAUUCAUCAAGAUUUUUAAUAAAACAACAAAAUGCAUUUUUAGAGUUAUUAGAAGAUAAUUGUCCUCAAGUUCGAAUUGCAGCUAUCAAGGGAGUAUGUAGCUGUUUACGAUAUUUUUGGAAUACAUUUGAAAAUGAUUGUUUAAAUAAAAUAUUUAGUCUUUUUGCUCGUUUAAUAGAAGAAAGUGUAUUUGAAGUACGAAAAGUAAUGUUUUAUGGAUUUUGUCAACUAUUAGAUGAAAAUAAAUCUUACAAUUAUUUUAAAACGCCAGCUUUUAUAGUUAAAUUAAAAAAAACACUUUAUGAUGAAAAUGAAAAAGUUCGUCGAGCAUUUAUAUAUUUUUUACUAAAAAUAAAAAAAGUUGAUUCCAUUCCAGAAAACACGAAUAAAAUUAAUUUUGCUCAGAUUGUAAAUUUAAAUGAUAUUGCCAGUGCACUUGCUAAUGAAAGUAAACAGAAUGGAACAUUGUUAGUAGAUUUAAUAUUUGAUAACUUUUUUGGUGAAAAAGUGCCCGAUCGUAAUGCAACACUUACCAGACUUAACAUGUUUUACAAAAUAAAUCCAAGUGCAUGUCGAAAACUUCUGAUAUAUUCUAAAAGAAAAUUAGAUUUUGAUAGUGCUUGUAAACUUAUUUUAUCAUUAUUAAAAACAAUUUAUGUUGCAUUAAAAAAAAAAGAAGAAUUGAAAAAAAAAAAUGAUAAAGAAAAUAACAUUCCUGCUAAAAAACAAAGAGUCAAUCAUGAAUCAGAUGACGAUUUAAAUGAUUCUUUAUCUUCAUGUAAUUCUUCAACAAAUACUACCUCUGAUAUUGAUCAUGUUGAACAAAUUAAAGUUUGCUGUAUAUUAGAUUCUGUAAGUUCAUUAAUGUUAGUUCAUCGGAAUACGUUUAUUGAAGAAAAAAAUCAUAAACAAAUGAUUGAAAUUCAAGAUUCGUGUACAUCUUGUCUUAUAAAAGUUCUGAAAAUAUUUAAGGAUGGUGAUGCUUACUUUAGUGCAAUGCAUUUAUCAAGUUUAAUACCAGUUUCUAAAUUGACUGCUCAUGUUUCUGCACCAAGUGCUGCAUUAUCUACAUUAAAACAAUUACCACAUGAUAUGAAACACAGUGAAGAAGAGAUUGAUAUGCGAAAAGUUAAUUGUUUAGUAUAUACUUUGUGUAUGUGGAAAAGAGGUUAUGAAAUAUUACAAUUUGUGAAUAUCUGGUUUGAUGAAGCAUUUAAGACUAUGGACCUCAAUGAAACGCAGUACCCAGAAUCAAUGUCUAAAGAAAGAAGGAGAGUAAGAUUUAAAACUGAUGUUAAAGAAUGUAAACCUAUGACUGGUAUACUUCUGAUAAACUCUAUGCUCAAUAAUAUGCAAACUCAAAAUACUCUUGUGAGCUCAGAUGUUAAUAAAAAGAAUAUUAAUGAUCUUUUUAUAUAUUUACAGCGAUCAAAGCUUGCUAUUGAAAAAAGAAUUCUGUUAAAUAAAGUACUUGAUAAUCAUCUGCUUACUGAUGAAGUGUUAAUAGAAUUAUUUCAAUUACAUUUAAGAUUACAUAUAGUUUUUGAAAGUCAUGAAAAAAAUACAGAGAAUAUUCAUAAAUAUUUAUCAUCAAUAUUUGAUUGGAUUAAAGACAUUUUACUUAAUGAUAAUCUAUACAACAAAAAUGAUGAAACCUUGUCAUUUGUUGCUACUAUUGUUGAUGGCUUACAUUUUUCUGUAUUGAAUAUAUGUUUAAUGGCUCUUAUAAAUAAUGACUUUUUGGAUAACUAUUUUUUGUUCUGUGCUACUAUUUUAAAUAGUUUCUUAGCUCCUCGGAUUUUGAUAUCAAAUAUUGGGACAUUAGCAAUCAUUUCUAAAUAUUACAACUAUAUUAAAUCUUUAGAUAAUGUCCAUGUUUUUGAAACAAUUGCCUUAACUAACUGUACUACUAGUAUAUUAUCAAUUUUAAGUGAAUCUAAGUAUACUGAAGAACGAUUUAACAAUGUUAUUGGAAAUCCAUCUACUUUUCGCCGAGAGUUAAACUCAUUAUUUUUAGGAGUUUUUAAAAUCAGUGCAGAAAAUUUUAAACAAAUUUUUAUUUUCUUGAUUGAAACUAUAGUGCAAAUUAUUUCUAUUCAAAUUCGAGAAAUUGAUCACAUAGAUUUAAAUGAGCAGUUAACAGAGUUACCAUUUGCAGCAUAUCAAUUAGCAUUUGUUAUUUUGAACAAUUUGUUGUUUAGAAAAUAUUUUUCAUCAAAUGCUGUUGAAAUUUUUUCUUCAAGUAUCUACAAGAAUGAUUGUGUAUUAUUAUUAUCUGCAAUCUCAUAUGUUUACACUCUAUCUUUUCAAAUAAAUCAAGUUCAUAAUGUAGAUCUUGAACCUGUUGUACGUUUAUUUUUUAAAACAUUGAUGGAACAUGAAUCUAUAACUCCAUUAGGGGAUAACUGCACAAUGAAUAAUAUAGAAAAUACUAAAAUGAACUCUAUUUUAGAAAAUUCAAGUUUUAGCAAUGAAAAAAUGGAUUUUAAACAAAAAGGUCGUACUAUUUUAAUUGCCACCGCAAAACAACUUCGAAUAACUCUAUGUGAAUAAUUAAUUUUACUAGGUGAAACUUGGUUAAUUAUGUAUAAACAAAUUUACAUAUUUAUUUAUCAAUAAUAUUGUGUUUGCUCUUAGAAAAAAUGUUAGUACUACAAUACGUUUAAAAAUAUUUAUAUAUAAAUGUUUUUUUUGUCUAAUCAUUCGUAUUCAGUGUAAAAUAUAUUUUAUCACAGAUAAAUUUUUAAUAAAAAAAUUAAAAAACCCUUAAUUGAAUAUAUUA